Lasiosphaeria miniovina is the source of this 4518-nucleotide messenger RNA. RefSeq lists its product as uncharacterized. The coding region runs from base 1 to 4518 and encodes 1505 amino acids. The transcript is spliced from 2 exons. Gene Ontology annotation, molecular function: guanyl-nucleotide exchange factor activity. Lineage: Eukaryota; Fungi; Ascomycota; Sordariomycetes; Sordariales; Lasiosphaeriaceae. The record is from RefSeq and is a predicted model, not a curated record. Gene Ontology annotation, biological process: regulation of ARF protein signal transduction.
AUGCCCUUCCUACGACGCCGUGGCAACAUCAGCGAGUCCGACAUGCGGCGCUUCUCGCUGCUUGACAGUCUUGCCGUGCCCAAACAGCCCCUCUCCCGCUCUGGCUCCGCGUCCGAUCUUCCCGCCCUGGCUGCCGUCCAGGAAGAUGUUCCCGCCCUCGUCGUCCCCACCUCUCCCUCGACGCCCCGCGGAGAUAGCAUAUCUUCGUCGUCGGACCGUGCAGCUUCCUCGACUGACGAUGCCGCCAACCGACCCGCAUUCCCCAUGUCGCAGGAGGACAGCAACAGACACCGCCGGUUUUCCAUGCUGAGGUUCCGUAAUGCGUCCGACUCUCAGCUGGCCACCAAGGCGAAGAUGCACGCGGCCACAGAAAAGCCCCCGCCACUCCCCCGUCGUAUGUGGCAUUCAGUUGCGUCGCGCGCCCGCGAUGCUAGGCCGAGUUUACAUCAGCAAGUGCUUACACACGGACGCACAGCUCCAGAGAUUAUCACCACUGCCCCCACAUUUGAUCUCACGGCACCGCGGAAGAAGGAAAGCCGGCUGAAACUCCCGGGAAUCCGCAUCCGACGAUCAGGCGAGCUCCCUAGGAUUGACCAAGAGGACGAGAUGGGCAGUGGUGCGACGGGCCUGGCCAAGGGACAAAAGUCCCUGGCCCCCGAUGAUAGUUCGGGGAGCAAGCACAGCGUGACGUUUGACGAACCGAGGCGGCCAGCGUCGUCGCACCACCCUCCGGCCUACGGCGACGAACACACCUCAACACUUGCGUUACCCAUCAAUAGGCUGUCCGAGUCGUCAAGAUCCGAUGCGAGCUCGGGAGACAGGGUCUAUGGAAGUACCACCACGACUACCCACACGGUCCAUACCACAACCACGUUCUUCAGACUCGGGCGCAGGAAGCAGAAGCGUCCUGAGCCGCUGUUUCCCAUUGCCCAUCUUCAACCGAAGAGUAAAUCGUCACUUACUCAAGACUCGGAUGUCUCUAGGCCGCCUAUAUCUGCUUCCACUCCGGCUGCUAUUCCCGAAUCGGUAGGACAAUCACCAUCCAAGUCUCCACACCCAUCUCAGGUUACCCCGACGCCGUCAAGACCAUCGUCGAGGGCCGGCGUCUCCGCCACUCCUACAGGCCCAGCUCUUGCUCUGCUUACCAGGUCCGGCGCAUCUCCAGCAACUGCGCUGUUUCGACCGGGCUCAAGGCAUUCCGGACACUCGUCACCAACCCGAACAUAUAUGCACAAGAGGGGUAGAUCCUCGACCUUGAGCUCCUUGGGGAGGAACUCUCCCAGGGAGUCCAUUGACGAGCACUUAGCUCCGCCGACCACCAGGACGUCGAUAUCGACAGGCCGGAAGAGUUUCGGCGACCUUUUGGGUCUGAGUCGCCUUCGGCAAAACUCGGAUUCAACACCGGGUCGGCAAGGAACGCUGACGCCUGCAACGCCAGGCUCAAACACAUCCAAGAACAACUCUCUUCAGUUGCCGAGGAAUUCGAUCAUUCUACCUGAGCGCCGGGAAGAUGACACGCCUGCCAAGUAUCUCGAACGUCUGCUAGAGGUUGUCAGCAGGAGUGUGAUAGCGGCCGCUGUCUCUAAGAGUGCGGAUACCUUUUCGCAAUCCGUACUACGAAGUUACAUGCGGAGCUUCAGAUUCUUCGAAGACCCGAUGGAUAUGGCCAUCAGAAAGCUACUCAUGGAGGCCGAGUUGCCCAAGGAGACUCAGCAAAUUGACCGAACUUUGCAGGCGUUUGCCAAUCGAUAUCACGAAUGCAACCCGGGGAUCUAUUCUCAUCCAGACCAGGCCUACUUCAUCGCUUUCUCUCUUUUGAUUCUCCACACGGAUGUUUUCAACAAGAACAACAAGCACAAGAUGCAGAAGGCGGACUACUUGAAGAACACGCGCGGCGAAGGCCUCUUUGAUGAAAUUCUCGAGGUCUUUUAUGACAACAUUGCCUACACGCCGUUCAUUCAUGUUGAGGAUGACUUGGACAUCAACGGCGAGCGGAUCGUCGCCCACAAGGCCAAGAAGAAGUCGCUGUUUCCCACUGCUACCCCCGACCCGGCGAAAAGAGUUGCGAAGGAGCCUAUCGACCCGUACACGUUGAUCAUUGACAACAGGUUGGACAUCUUACGGCCCAACCUGAAAGAAGUGAUGCAUCUGGACGAUCCAUACAGCUAUCUUGGGACGGCCAAGUCGCUCAACAUGAAGGAACUUCAAAAGACAUUUUUCAAGACUGGCGUCUUGCAGAUUGUCUCGGCGAGAUCUCGCCCGGAUGCCUUCAUGACGGAGAAGACAUCCACCAACCCAGACGCCGCACAUCCGGGGAUUGUCGACAUAAAAAUUACCAAGGUCGGAUUGAUAUGGCGAAAAGACCCUAAGAAGAAGAAGACCAGAUCCCCGUGGCAGGAGUGGGGCGCCAUCCUCACAGGAGCCCAGCUCUACUUCUUCCGCAAUACGGCGUGGAUCAAGAGCUUGAUGCACCAGUAUGAGAGCCAUAUCAAAAAAGGCCACGACGGGGACCCCUGUAUCUUCAAGCCACCCCUGGACACGUUUAAACCCGAUGCUCUGAUGUCAACAGAUGGUGCCGUGGCACUGAUGGACUCAAGCUACAAAAAGCACAAGCACGCGUUUGUUUACGUCAGGCAUGGCGGCUUUGAGGAAGUCCUUCUCGCCGAAGAUGAAGAGGAGAUGAAUGAUUGGCUGGCAAAGCUGAAUUAUGCAGCAGCUUUCAGGUCAUCAGGAGUCCGGAUGAGAGGCGUGGUGGGGAGUAGCUAUGAUGGGCAGGGGCGGCGAGCAAUUAGGAGACUGGACACGGACAAUGCCCAGUGGGUCCAAACACCCACGGGCGAGGUGAUGGUGUCGCGCAGCCGGAUAGACUACAAGAUGGUGCAAGACAUAUUGGUUGCGCGGCGGGACAUCAUGAUCCAGAAGAUUGCCGAUGCGAACGAGAAGCUGAAGGAAGCCGAGGUUACCCUCGAAUCCCAACUUCGGAACUCUAGACAUCUGCAGAUUCUGGCUCCAAUCCAGCCAAAAACCCGCGAGCAUAUGCUUCUCUCGGCGGCACGUAUGGCGGCACAGCUGAAGUGGACUCGCAUGGAGAUUUGGAAACUCAAAUGUCAUCGAGAUAUCCUGCUGAUGGACCUCGAAGAAGAGAACCAGCAGCUCGGUCUUGCUGUCGACACUGGUCUGGAGCUUUCGGAGAAGCCGAUAACAAGGGAGAACUCCAAGACGAGCACCAUCUCGCCUCCUCAAAAGAGCCCUCAAUCUCCAAACAAUAUCCCCAUCACGAGAACUCCCACCCUCACCGGAACUGCGAAGUCUGAUGAGGAUUCGUCGCCGAUGACGGACGUCUUUCAGACGCCUCCGACUAGUGCCACGGGUUCCAGCUUCCACAAACCCACAAACUCGUGGGAGUUGCCCGGCCUGACCUUUGAACACGUGAAUCUCCGCAAGGCAUCGGUCUCCAGUGCAAUCUCUUCCAAUCUGUCUUUGUCGGCAACGCCGCCUAGGAAUGUGGCCAGCCCAAGCACCGCGGCUUCGACCGCUCCCCCCGAGGCAUCUAAGCGUGAUCCAUCAGAAGAGGCCGAAGUCGAUGCAGACGAACGUGUUCUCCUGGAGCGGACGGGACUAAUCGAGCCGGAGCUUUCUCGCGACCCUUCGCGCAAAUUUUCUACCUCUGCGGCGGAACCGGAAGAGGCUUCGGAACGACGCGAGCGCCCUUCCAAUGGUACCCCUACAGACCGACAGGAUAAGAACAAAAUCCGGCGCAGUCUACAACGCACACUUAGAGAGGGCGCAGGACACAUAUCUCACCCUCGCCAUCGUAGGGGCAGGGACUCGGCCUCUAGUGGUGCCAUGUCUGAUGAGACGCUCCGCGACAGCCCGGAUAUCCUUGCGCGCGGAAGCGGGUCUUUUGUCGUCCACGGCAAGAAGGCUUCCGUAAUCACCUUUGGUACCGAGUUGCAGAUCCAUACUCUGUCGCCCGAAGACCGCAUGCGCCAAUGGAAGCAGCGAGAGGAUGAGAACGUCACAGCCCGCAUUGCUCCCGCAGAUGGUACUGAUUUCCAGUCCAUCCUCACCGCGCGGUCUGUUCUCGACGCCAACCGCCAGCACCGAGGCUCGUCGGCAAGCGCAAGCACGGCCACAGCAAAGAGCUUCCGGGAGUUGCAUAGGAAAUACUCGUCUGCGCAAGCGGCCAAAGCCAUGCUAUCAAACGGAAGCUUGGCACUGCCCUAUGACGAGGACAGCGACGCUGCCGUAAGUUUCUCGGACGGGCGGCAUACACCGCUCCCGCCCAUUGAGGGCGAGCCUGAACCAGGCGAGCUCGAACGCGGGGAUCAAAAUGACUCCGACUUCGACAUGAGUCCGCCGCCGAGCCGAGACAAUCGCCAUACAAUGUUUUUCACUCCAGACCCACCUGCGUCACCUGUCAGAGACGAGUCUGGAGAGAGAGAUGAGGAUCGAAACUCGGUUCAAGAUGUUGAACCGAUCGCAAGCCCUCCGCCGUUGCAAGCGGUCGGUGCCUAG